Messenger RNA from Bubalus bubalis (water buffalo), 1043 nucleotides. It is a transcript of the gene COLEC10, whose product is annotated as collectin subfamily member 10. NCBI's taxonomy places the organism in Eukaryota, Metazoa, Chordata, Mammalia, Artiodactyla, Bovidae. The coding region runs from base 121 to 954 and encodes 277 amino acids. The record is from RefSeq and is a predicted model, not a curated record. The transcript is spliced from 6 exons.
CCCUUUUUGGAAUGUGUGUUCCAGAUAUUUCCCUUUCUUCCCCAAAGAAGAAGUUUUCAUUAAAAAUCGAACUGUUUAUUUGGCACUUUGAGGCAGCCCUUUUUUGAGGAAACCGCAGCAAUGGGUGGCUUUGGAGCCCAAGUUCGAAGAAACCAGUUCAUUCUCCUGGUGCUCUUUCUUUUGCAAAUUCAGAGUCUGGGUCUGGACCUCGACAGUCGUCCUACGACUGAAGUCUGUGCCACACACACCAUUUCACCAGGACCCAAAGGAGAUGAUGGUGAAAAAGGAGAUCCAGGAGAGGAGGGAAAGCUUGGCAAAGUGGGACGCAUGGGGCCGAAAGGAGUUAAGGGAGAACUGGGUGAUGUAGGAGAUCAAGGCAAUAUUGGCAAGACUGGGCCCAUUGGCAAGAAGGGUGACAAAGGGGAAAAGGGUUUGCCUGGAAUACCUGGGGGAAAAGGCAAAGCAGGUACUGUCUGUGAUUGUGGAAGAUACCGAAAAGUUGUUGGACAGCUAGACAUCAGUGUGGCUCGCCUUAAGACUUCAAUGAAGUUUGUUAAGAAUGUCAUAGCAGGGAUUAGGGAAACCGAAGAGAAAUUCUACUACAUCGUGCAGGAGGAGAAGAACUACAGGGAAUCCCUGACCCACUGCCGCAUCCGGGGUGGAAUGCUAGCCAUGCCCAAGGACGAAGCUGCCAACACGCUGCUGGCUGACUACGUCUCCAAGAGUGGCUUCUUCCGGGUGUUCAUCGGGGUGAACGACCUGGAGAGGGAGGGUCAGUAUGUGUUCACAGAUAACACUCCCCUGCAGAACUACAGCAACUGGAAGGAGGGUGAGCCCAGCGACCCCUAUGGCCACGAGGACUGUGUGGAGAUGCUGAGCUCAGGCAGGUGGAAUGACACUGAGUGCCAUCUUACCAUGUACUUUGUCUGUGAAUUCAUCAAGAAGAAAAAGUAACGUCCCUCACCCUACACAUUCGUCAUUUCCCUGUGACUAUCGUCGCUGUUAUUUUUAUCCAUCCUUUUCUAAUUAUACUACAUUCAUUC